Messenger RNA from Fulvia fulva, 441 nucleotides. RefSeq lists its product as uncharacterized. The transcript has 2 exons. The coding region runs from base 1 to 441 and encodes 146 amino acids. The record is from RefSeq and is a predicted model, not a curated record. NCBI's taxonomy places the organism in Eukaryota, Fungi, Ascomycota, Dothideomycetes, Mycosphaerellales, Mycosphaerellaceae. Gene Ontology annotation, molecular function: carbon-sulfur lyase activity.
AUGGCAGCCGCUAACAUCCUACGACGGGGCUCAGGCCUCUGCCAGAGCGUCAAGUUCUCCAUCACCGGCACUCCAGCCCGCCACAUCCAAUGCAAUUGCCUCAACUGCCAGAAGAGCUCGGGAUCAGCAUUCUUGACCAAUAUCCUGUUCAAGCGAGAUCAAUACAAAGUCGAAUCCGGCGCCGAGCAUAUCAAGGUCUUCAAAGACACGUCUACAGACUCUGGCGGGACUCUUGAGAGGAGCUUCUGCUCGAACUGUGGAUCACCAUUACAUAUCAGGAAUGUCAGCAACCCGAAGAUGAGUGGAAAUAUCGUGGUGUGCGGCGGUACGAUUGAUGAGAACUACAAGAAUUUCAAGCCGCAGUCUGAGCUGUUUCCGCAUCGGAGACAUGCUUGGGUACCUGAAGUUCAGAAGGCGAAGAAGGAGGCAUCGAAGAUGUGA